Rubroshorea leprosula is the source of this 561-nucleotide messenger RNA. Lineage: Eukaryota; Viridiplantae; Streptophyta; Magnoliopsida; Malvales; Dipterocarpaceae. The record is from the annotation of a GenBank genome assembly.
UAAAUUGUAACAGGUGAUAAGCAAUAAUGGAUACAAGAGUGUGCUUCAUCGAGCGGUGGUGAAUUCUGACAAGGAACGUAUAUCCAUUCCGACAUUCUACUGUCCAUCACCCGAUGCCAUGAUAGGGCCGGCGGAAGAGUUGAUCGACGACCAACACCCAGCCGUCUACCAGAGUUUCACCUAUGCUGAAUACUAUGAAGAGUUUUGGAACCGGGGACUAGCAACAGAGUGCUGCUUGGACAUGUUUAAAAGUUUAAAAGCUUGAUGAGCUAGACUCUUGGGACUAAUGAUUCGUUUCCAAACUUUAGUACUUUGAAUUUAGUUAGUCAAAAAUUCAAUUCCCACCAAUAUCUUGAAAAAGUUAUCCAUUUCCCAUAAUUCCUCAUGCUGAAAACAAAAAAAAAAAAACUUGAUAUGUGUUUCUACUAAAUUACAAGAAGGGUUAAAGUCAAUUGUAAUCCUUGUACUUUGUGAAAAUAUUCAUUGUUGUCCCUCUACUAAGGAAAUGCUCAAUGUCAUCCCUCUACUCUACUUUACUUACAAUAUAAAUUUCAUCCCUCA